Cryptomeria japonica (Japanese cedar) is the source of this 1730-nucleotide messenger RNA. RefSeq lists its product as uncharacterized. The record is from RefSeq and is a predicted model, not a curated record. NCBI's taxonomy places the organism in Eukaryota, Viridiplantae, Streptophyta, Pinopsida, Cupressales, Cupressaceae. The transcript has 5 exons. Gene Ontology annotation, molecular function: protein dimerization activity. The coding region runs from base 200 to 1597 and encodes 465 amino acids.
UAGAACUCUCCUUAAUUUUCUUGUUUCUUCCGCAGGGGGCACCGUUUUCAUCAAGUCUAUUGAUGCCUCCGCCCAUUGCAAGAAUGCCACCUACCUAUGUGAGCAGAUAGAGGAGGUGAUUAAUGAGGUGGGUGAAGAGAAUGUGAUACAGGUGGUGACUGACAAUGCACCAAAUUAUGUUGCUGCAGGCAGACUAUUGAUGGAGAGGCACCCAUCUAUAGUUUGGACUCCAUGUGCCGCCCAUUGCAUUGACCUCAUGUUAGAGGAUAUUGGAAAACUUCCAUGGGUCAAGACAUGUGUAGAAAAGGCAAGAAAUGUGUGCAAAUUUGUAUAUAAUCAUUCAUGGGUGUUGGCUCUUAUGAGACAAUACACAGAGCAUAAGGAGUUAGCUCGUCCAGGAAUCACAAGAUUUGCCACAAACUUCAUCACAUUGCAGUCCAUGCUUCGUUGUAAGAUGGCCUUGAGACGUAUGAUUGUUGGUGAGGAGUGGUCUUCCUCAUCCUAUGCUGCCACCCCAGCAGGAAAAGAUAUGGCAGACUGCAUUUUUGAUGAGCGAGGCUUUUGGAGCCCUUGUGAUGAGAUAGUGAAGUUUGUUAAGCCCUUGGUGGUUUUGUUGCGAGUUGCGGAUGGAGAAAAGCCCGCAAUGGGCUACAUAUAUGAGGGCAUGGAUAGGGCGAAAGAGGGCAUCAAAUCUAUCUAUGCAGGAGAUGAGAGCAAGUAUGGUCCCAUUUGGCAGAUCAUUGAUAAGAGAUGGCAUCAUCAGCUUCAUAGGCCCAUCCAUGCAGCAGCCUAUUAUUUGAAUCCGGCAUUCCAUUUUAGCCCUACUUUCAGGGCUGAUGCGGAGGUCCUUGAUGGGCUAUACUCAGCCAUGGACAAGAUGGCACCUGUUGGUUGUACUCAGACAGAUCUUAUGCGAGAGCUACAGUUGUUCUCAAAUGCACAAGGGGAGACCUUUUCUCGUCCUAUCGCCAAAGAAAGUAGGACAACUAUGAUGCCAGAUAAUUGGUGGAACUUUUUUGGCCCAACGACACCAAAUCUUCAGAAGUUGGCCAUUCGCAUCUUGAGCCAACCAUGCAGUGCAUCUGGUUGUGAGCGCAAUUGGAGUAUGUUUGAGCACAUACACUCCAAGAGGCGCAAUAGAUUAUCCGUGGAGAAGAUGAAUGAUCUUAUCUUUGUUCACUAUAACCUCCGCCUGAGAAUGAGAAAGAAUGCAUUAGCUGACAUCUCUCCUAUCAUUCUAGAUGAGGUUGAUCCUGAGGCAGAGUGGGCCAUUGAGACAGAUCCUGUGGCUGUCUUUAGUGAUGAUGACACUGAUUGGAUCGACCAGGUAGAUAUAGAGGCUGAGGCUGUAGCCAUGGCAGAGGAGGAGCAGAGAGCACGAGCAGAGAGAGGAGAUUCAGAGGCAGAUGGUGAUAGUGACAGAGAUGGUGACAGUGACACAGAUGUUCCUGAUGUUGGUGAGCAUGGCGUGGUGUCACGAGGAGCGGCUAUGGCUGCCCAAUCAUCUAUGACCUACCUUAGACGCCUUCGUAGGCGGGCGGGGCCUUCAUCGGAGCCGACGUCGGGGCCGGAGGGUGCAGACUCCUCUGCGCCAUAGGCUUGUAGAUGUAUUUACCUUUGUUAUUUGUAUGGAACAUUUGAUGAUGAUCAUAUGAUGACAUGGAUUUUUUAUUCCAUGAGUUUUGUAAUAUUGUAUACAUUUGACAAUAUUUAUAUAUCUAUGUUUGUUA